This is a messenger RNA of Coniosporium apollinis CBS 100218, 318 nucleotides long. RefSeq lists its product as uncharacterized. The transcript has a single exon. Bases 1 to 318 code for a protein of 105 amino acids. The record is from RefSeq and is a predicted model, not a curated record. NCBI's taxonomy places the organism in Eukaryota, Fungi, Ascomycota, Dothideomycetes.
AUGGACGCCCGCUUCGCUUCUACCUACGAUCCCACAGUCGACGUCCAACCCGAUCCUGAGCUUGACGACGACUGGGAUCAAGCGCUUGAAGCCUUGCGGGACCGCCAGAAAUGGAAACAGCAAGGAGCGGAUCGGUUGCUCGCUGCUGGUUUCACCAUGGACGAGGUCAGGAAGUGGGAAAAGGGCGGCGAGAAAACCGAGGAGGAUGUCAGGUGGGCGAAGAAAGGCGAGGGAAGAGAGUGGGAUCGCGGGAAGGUGGUUGAGGAGGGAGGUGAGGUGGAACUGAUGGCAGAGUGGGGGCGGUUGAAAGGGACGUAG